AUGCAAAAACAAGCUCUCCGUGAGCAUGAGGACGAUAAAAAAGAAGCCAUUGGGGCAACCUGUUGCUUUGCUUGAGAGUAGAGGGAACAUUUCCCAGCAGCUACAACAACACACACCCAUAUCUUGCUCGCCCAUCCCCAAGAAGACCCCUACGAGCGCACACACGUACUCACAUCCGAGUGCUUUUUGCAUUGAGCUCGCGCGCAAUUGAGGACUUUUAAUACAGACGUCAAGAAAAAAUCUGGUUUUGUUUUGGAAAGACAAAUGGCCAACUCCGGGAUUCAGCUUUUGGGAUUCUUCAUGUCUCUGACCGGCAUCAUCGGCCUGAUCAUAGGGACGAUUCUGCCCCAGUGGAAGAUGUCCGCCUACAUUGGGGACAACAUCAUCACCGCCGUGGCCAUGUACCAGGGACUGUGGAUGUCUUGUGCCUUCCAGAGUACAGGACAGCUCCAGUGCAAGAUCUAUGAUUCCAUCUUGCAGCUUGACAGUUCUCUCCAAGCCACACGGGCACUGAUGAUCGUGGGCAUUAUCAUGUCCGUGGCGGGCCUGGGCGUAGCCUGCAUGGGCAUGAAGUGCACUACUUGUGGAGGGACCGACAAGCUCCGCAAGGCCCGCGUCGCCAUGACGGGGGGCAUCAUCCUCUUAGUGGGAGGCCUGUGCGCCAUCGUGGCUUGCUCCUGGUUCGCUCACAACGUGAUCCGAGCGUUCUACAACCCCUACACUCCUGUCAACACCAAGUUUGAGUUCGGCGCCGCCAUCUUUAUCGCCUGGGGCGGGUCUCUACUGGACGUCCUGGGCGGAGUCAUGUUAGCCGCUUCUUGUCCACGAAAGAAACAGCUAGCCAAGUACCCGUCCGUGGCCGGUUCCCGCUCCGGGCCUUCGAGCGGCAACAAGGAAUACGUCUGA
Molecule: messenger RNA, 906 nt
Organism: Nerophis lumbriciformis (worm pipefish)
Lineage: Eukaryota; Metazoa; Chordata; Actinopteri; Syngnathiformes; Syngnathidae
Source: RefSeq, a predicted model, not a curated record